AUGAGCGCACAAGACAUCACACCUCCGGCCUCUGGCACUGCCACACCUACCGCCAAGUCAUUGACCAAGGCCGGCAUUGCACACAAUCUCGAGUCCAACGCACAAACUGCACAGCUCGAUGCCUCAAAGUUGAAGAUCUCCCUGAGCAGUGCGCCGAGAGACCCUCCUGUCCCUGGCAGUGAGGAGCUCAAGAGAAUGCGCACCUGUACCGACCACAUGAUCACCGCACGCUGGACUCUAGAAGAUGGCUGGNNGGAGGCCCCCGAGCUCAAGGCCUAUGGACCAUUGAGCAUUAUGCCUACUGCUUCCGUUCUACACUACGCCACUGAAUGUUUCGAGGGUCUGAAGCUUUACCAUGGAGAGGAUGGCAAGUUGCGUUUGUUCCGUGUGCGCCGCAACUGCGAACGUCUACGCAGAAGUGCUGCUCGUAUCUCUCUUCCCGACUUCCCUGCCGAGCAAUUGGAGAUCCUCAUCAAGAAGCUUUGCGCCACUGACGGUCCCAAGUGGUUGCCCAACAAGGGCGGUUUCCUCUACUUGCGUCCUACUUUCAUCGGUACAGAUCCUGGUCUCGGUGUUCAGGUCCCUAAGGAGGCUCUUCUCUACGUUAUCAUCGCUGUAUUCCCUGACUGGUCAGACCCUCGCAACUUGCCUGCCGCUUCCGCUGUCAACCCCAACCUCAGCGAGGCUGUCACAAAGGCUCAAGGUCUCAAGCUUCUUGCAAGCAAGGAAGACUCCAUCCGCGCAUGGCCUGGCGGCUUCGGUUACGCAAAGCUCGGUGCCAACUACGGUCCUUCGCUCGUUGGACAAGGCGAGGCUCGCGCUCGCGGCUACGAUCAGAUUCUGUGGUUGUUCGGUAACAACGCCAGCGUCACUGAGGCCGGUGCCAGUAACUUCUUCGUUGUUUGGAAGACCAAGGAAGGCCAGCAGCAGCUGAUCACCGCACCUCUCGAGGACAACCUGAUCCUCGAGGGUGUCACCUGCGCCAGUGUGCUCCAGAUCGCACAGGAGCGUCUUUCCGCCGAGAACGCCUCCAAGUACAACGCCGAAAGCCUCGAGGUCAUCGAGUGCAAGUUCACCAUGCAGGAGAUCUUGGACGCCUACGAGGAUGGCCGGCUCGUCGAAGCCUUCGCCGCCGGCACCGCCUUCUUCGUUGCCCCCGUCGGUCUCAUCGGCUGGAAGGAGCACGAACUCGAAAUCCCCUUGGUCGAAGGCAAGACCGGCGUUUACGCCAGACUCGUCCGCAGCUGGCUCUCAGACAUCAUGUACGGCAAGGAGCAGCACGAAUGGGGCGUCAUCGUCGACGAGGCUUAG
This is a messenger RNA of Aureobasidium musti, 1311 nucleotides long. Lineage: Eukaryota; Fungi; Ascomycota; Dothideomycetes; Dothideales; Saccotheciaceae. The record is from the annotation of a GenBank genome assembly.